AUGACCGAGAAGAUGCGAGCCACCUAUUUCGGACAAACUCGGAUUUUUUAUCUAAAAAUAAAACAUUUUCUUUAUUUACAAAACAAAAGUUUGUUGUUGCGCUCGCUUAUAUUAUUUUUUAUAUCUGUAAAAAUUAUGUUGAUUCUAUAUCUUAUUGCACUAACCUUAUCACAACCUCACAAAACUGGUUCGGCUGUUGAAUCGACAUAUCAAUAUAAAACUUCCCAGAAUGCUGCUUUAAUUGCUGGUUCAACAAAUAAAGUGUUGAAAACUGAAGAAUCAAUUCAGUUACCAUCAACUUCAAAUAACAACAUCCAAAUACCCACUACAACUCCUCAACAAAGUGAUAAAAAAUCAAAAGUUUAUGAUUUAAGAAAACAACGCCGUGAAGAGAAGAGGCUCAACAAAGAAAAAGCAUCCCAAAAACCAAAAGAAAUAUUUAUUCAAAAAGAAGCAAAACACUAUCCUUCUGUUUUUCAAAUGUGCGACAAAUACGAGAAAAAAACAGAACCAAUUGAUUACUCUCAAUUUGUACAGUCCUGGCCUGGGGAAUUGUGUGACAGAAUGUACUGUCAUAUACCAAAAAACACCAAUUAUAUUCCAGAAGGUUUUUUAAUACAUGGAUUUUGGCCUCAAUCAAACGAGGGUUCUAUUAACUGUUGUUCUUGUAAAAAUUCAAUUGAAAAUAUUGAAAGUGUGAUAUUGACAAAUAAAGAGUUGAAAGAAGAAAUAGGAAAGUAUUGGUUUUCAAAACAUAAAUGCAGAUUUGCAUUAUACGAAUUUGACAAACAUGGUUCAUGCACUUUGGACGUAUUCAAAGGAGAAACUGGUCCAUUGGAUUAUUUUUGGAUGGUCAUUAACUUGAGAAAGAAUAUGGAUAUUUGGACAAUGUUGAAGGAAAGUAAAUUAAAAGUAGAACCAAUGAAUAGGUAUAAAUUGUCGAACCAGUGUUUAAGAGCACCAACUUUGGUUCGAUAG
Entamoeba invadens IP1 is the source of this 978-nucleotide messenger RNA. RefSeq lists its product as hypothetical. The coding region runs from base 1 to 978 and encodes 325 amino acids. The transcript is spliced from 4 exons. Gene Ontology annotation, biological process: RNA catabolic process. NCBI's taxonomy places the organism in Eukaryota, Evosea, Mastigamoebida, Endamoebidae. Gene Ontology annotation, cellular component: extracellular region. The record is from RefSeq and is a predicted model, not a curated record. Gene Ontology annotation, molecular function: ribonuclease T2 activity; RNA binding.